CUGAUAAAUCUUCCGUUCCGUGUCACAACAAGGAAGUAAACCUCAGUCACGUGACAACGCCAUAAAGACCACAUACGCCACCCUAGGCAGGAACUGGUUCGUGUUUGACAAUUCCCCAGCCACAGUGUUCGUCGGUGUUGUGUACAGGUGAAAUGGCGUCCCUGGACACACCUGUAAUGGAGGGUUACCUGGAAAAGCAGAGUAGUGGCGUGUCGCGCUUCCUGGGCAAGUCGCGGUUCUGGUGCACACUGCAGGGAGAGUGCCUGCAGUACUGUAAGGAAUCCAAGAGGUCGUCAGUGGUGGAGGCGCUGAUGUUGAAUGAGGCCCAGAUGGUGAGAAAGACCAGUGGAGCCAAACAGGGAACACAGUUUGAGAUUAUCACAAAGAAGCAAAGGACGCUGUUGUUUACGGCAGCAACAGCCACCGAGUGCAGCAACUGGGUGCGACAUCUCCAACAGGCUAUGAUUCACAAGGACAGGACGGCCUCCGGCAGAAGACGUGCUGCCCCUGAUGCCGGCUAUGAAGAGAUCGUCAUCGACGACGCCGCGGCUCCUUCCCUAGCGCCACCUGAACAAAAGACGGGUUACGGCAGCAACACGGCGUCUGCAAUGUACGCCGACGUCGCAGACUGCCUCGCACUUGGUGGCCCACCGGAAAGGGUGUUAUCUUCCUCGUCAAACAUGUAUGCUGAAGUCGCCGACUUUCUCCCAAGGACGACAGACGACGGGUCAGGACCUCCCAAAACCAACCCAGAUGUGUUUCGGGAGAAUUCUCUGUAUGUGAUCAACAAGGCUAAAGAAGCAAUGCAAGAAGAACGUCAGCAGACACCACCCAUUGACGCAGACGACACGGCCAUUGGUUACUCUACACUGGACAGUUACCAAGAUACGACGGUUAAAACACAGGAGACGAAGAACCCGCCCCAUGAAACUAAACCAGAUGCUUUGCCCGAAUAUGCGACUGUACAAAAAGUAAAGGGAAGUGGUCAAAUGAAUAUCACAGUGACAAAAUCUGUUCCCAUGGACGAGGAAUGGGCAGAGGGUGCUGCAAUUGAGAAUCUGGAUAAUGCACUUAAAAGGAUUCCUGUGGCGUCUGAUCUUCCCAUAUGGAACUGCUUGACGGCAGGCGACAGGAAACCUUUGGAUGAUCUCAAGGAAUUUUUGGCUAACAAUCGCGAACUUUGUCGCACAUCUUAUACGAGGCUUGACGACAACAUCGAUCCUGUGGCGAGACUUAAAGGACUUCUGCAAGAAAUUGGUUGACCUACUCUCUGACACAUUCCCGUUAGUUCUACACAUACAUAAAUGACAAAUGCCAUGUUGUACAUUUCAUUUCAAAUAAAAUUGAAGUUUAGUCGCAAAA
Messenger RNA from Haliotis rufescens (red abalone), 1362 nucleotides. RefSeq lists its product as uncharacterized. Bases 153 to 1262 code for a protein of 369 amino acids. The record is from RefSeq and is a predicted model, not a curated record. Lineage: Eukaryota; Metazoa; Mollusca; Gastropoda; Lepetellida; Haliotidae. The transcript is spliced from 5 exons.